Lycium barbarum (goji berry) is the source of this 4359-nucleotide messenger RNA. RefSeq lists its product as uncharacterized. Gene Ontology annotation, molecular function: nucleic acid binding; RNA-DNA hybrid ribonuclease activity. The record is from RefSeq and is a predicted model, not a curated record. Bases 1 to 4359 code for a protein of 1452 amino acids. The transcript is spliced from 12 exons. NCBI's taxonomy places the organism in Eukaryota, Viridiplantae, Streptophyta, Magnoliopsida, Solanales, Solanaceae.
AUGGAAAGUUACAGAAGAAGGUUGGGGCUAGAGAAGGCUAUUUGCAAUGUGUCUAGCAAAAUUUGGGCAUUUUUUGAUGAAGAGUAUGAAGUAACAGUCUUGAUGGACACAGUCCAGCAACUUACACUGAAAUUAUUCAACUGGGAUGUAGAUAUGGAAUUGUUAGUCGGGGGUGACUUUAAUAUCACUGAUAAAGAGGAGAAGUAUGGAGGUUUACCUGUGUCUCUGAAUGAAGUUGAAGAUUUUAGGCACUGCCUGGAAAUUAAUCAUUUGAUCAAGUGUGGCUCAGAUCACUCUCCUUUGCUGCUGGAAUGCAAACAAGAGGUUUUAUCCCAAUGGAGCAGGUCCACUUAUGGUGAUAUUUUUCAGCAAAUCACUAACCUUGAGGAAGUGAUUAAAGCUCAUGAAGCACUCUUUGAAUCAGAUCCAUCUUAUGCUAACAGGGAGAAACUUAUGAAAGUACAAGCGGAAUUUACUAGAGUAUUGCAUUUGGAGGAGGAAUUUUGGAAGCAAAAAGCUGGAAUGUCUUGGUUUCAAGAUGGCGACAAGAAUUCCAAAUUCUUCCAUGCUUAUGUGAAGGGCAGAAGAAAAAUGCUACAAUUGAAAAGAAUACAUAACUCGCAGGGGCAAUGGCUUGAGAAUGAGGAAGAUAUUGCAGAGGAGGCGGUUGGGUUUUUUCAGGCACAAUUUCAUGAAACUAUGCUUCCUACACAGUUUGAUAUCCUGAAACAUAUCCCUUCCAUGAUUAGUUACGAACAGAAUGAAGAACUCGUUGCAGCUCCUACGAAAGAAGAGGUGAAACAGGCGGUUGUUGGUUUAAAUAGUACAAGUGCAGGUGGUCCUGAUGGUUUUACAGGCUUGUUCUUCCAAACAUGCUGGGAUAUUGUUGGGGAUGAUAUUUUCAACAUGGUUUGGGACUUCUUCAGUGGGUUUGAACUGCCUAGAUACAUUACUCAUACUAAUCUUGUGUUGUUGCCAAAACAGAAAGAUGUCCACACUUUUAGUGACAUGAGGCCUAUUAGUAUGAGUAACUUUGUGAACACGGUGUUUUUCAGAGUGGUACAUAAGAGAAUGGUCCAUUUGUUGCCGGAUUUGAUAUCACAGAAUCAAGCAGGAUUUGUGAGGGGUAGAAGCAUUAUGGAGAAUAUUUUAUUGACCCAGGAAAUAAUCACUGAUAUCAGACUCAGAACUAAUAAAGGCAAGAAGAAUGCCAAUGCUAUUGUUCCUAAUGUCGUAAUGAAAUUGGACAUGUCGAAGGCCUAUGAUAGGUUGUCAUGGACUUUUCUUACAAAUGUUCUGAGGAAAAUGGGAUUUUGUGAGCACUUUAUAAGCUUGAUUUAUGAAAUUGUUGGAAAUAACUGGUAUUCGGUACUCAUCAAUGGCCAACCUCAUGGUUUCUUUCACUCUACUAGGGGUGUUAAUCAAGGGGAUCAUUUGUCGCCUACUUUGUUCAUAUUAGCUGCUGAAGUAUUAUCGAGGGGUUUUAAUGCUCUGCAUAGCAAUUUGUGGUUUACUGGAUUUGGUUUGCCAAAGUGGAGUCCGAAAAUUAAUCACCUAGCGUAUGCAGAUGAUACCAUCAUUUUCUCAUCAUCCCGUGAGAUAUCCCUGGGUUUGAUCAUGAAUGUUUUGACUGAAUAUGAACAAGCUUCUGGUCAAUUGAUAAACAAGACUAAAAGUUCAAUAUAUUUGCAUGAGAGAGUGGAUGAGGAGGAGUUUCGAAAGGUAGAAAGAGUUACUGGCAUUGCAAGGAAGGAAUUUCCUUUGAUGUAUCUGGGUUGCCCAAUCUACUACGCAAGAAGUAAGAUGUCAUUCUACUCGGAGCUCAUUACGAAGGUGAGAAACAUGCUCCAGGGAUGGAAAGGGAAGCGGCUAUCAUUUGGCGGAAGGGCCAUUUUAUUGAAACAUGUGUUGCAGGCUAUGCCAAUACACUUGAUAUCUGCUGUAGAUCCACCUUCCUUUGUGAUAGAGAAGCUGCAUAAAAUAUUUGCUCAGUUUUAUUGGAGCAACACUAUUGGUGAAUGGAAUAGACAUUGGGCAGGAUGGGAUACUGUCUGCUUGCCUUGCGAUGAAGGGGGUUUGGGCUUCAGAUCUCUUAGUGACAUGUCUAUGGCAUUGUUUGCUAAGUUAUGGUGGAAUUUUAGAACCAAACCAUCUUUGUGGAGUUCUUUCAUGAGCAACAAAUAUCUGAAAAAGAGCAAUCCUAUUUUGGUGCCAUGGAAAGAAGGUUCGCAUAUAUGGAGGAAAAUACUUCAAGCAAGAGAUUUGAUUGAUCAUCAGAUAUGGUGGCAACUUAGAAUGGGGUCUUCUCUGUUCUGGUUUGAUAAUUGGACUGGUUUAGGACCACUUUAUUUCCUUACACCUGCUGAUUUUCACUGCAAUGAGGAUAUCAAUAAUGUUUCUGAUGUAGUGACAGAAGGUAGGUGGCAUGAGUUGGCAAUCAGAAAUAAUUUGCCUGAAGAACUUGCUAAAUAUAUAUUAAAUGAUGUUCAACCACCUGCCAGAGGGGAUGAAUUAGAUAAGCCUUGGUGGAUGCUUGAAACUAAAGGUGAUUUCACUGUCAAAUCUGCAUGGGAGUAUAUAAGAAGCAAGGGUGAAAAAAGGGAUGUUUACAAGAAGAUAUGGGUGAAAGUGUUGCCUUUUAAAAUAGCAUUCCUGAUGUGGAGGGUGUGGCAUUUCAAAGUGCCAUUGGAUGAUGUGAUCAGGAGCUGGGGAUAUCACAUGCCAUCUAUGUUUUCGUGUUGCGUGGCACCUAAGGAAGAAACUGUUCUUCACAUAUUCUUAAGAUGUGAAAUUGCUCAGAGGACGUGGUCCUAUUUUUGUGCUGCUGCUGGUAUUAAUAUUUCAGGAAUGCAUUUGCAUCAAGUUAUAGUGAAAUGGUGGACUGCUGAUGUGUUACCUAGAAUGAAACCUAUAUUCUAUGCUAUUCCUUCUAUUAUUGUGUGGGAAUUGUGGAAGAAGAGGAAUGGGGAUAAGCAUAGGAAUAAAGUUUUUUUUAGCAGAGUCAUAUAUCAAGCCUCAACUAACAUUCAACAACUGGUAAGGUUGAGGAAACCAGGUAUCAAAAUUAUUCCUCAUAGAUGGCUUGACACUCUGAAAAUAUUAGAACAAUUUGUUCCUAAAUUACAAGUGACAAAGGUUUGGUGGUAUUUUCCUCCUGAAGGGUGGUGGAAAUGUAAUACAGAUGGUGCUACUAGGGGCAAUCCUGGUAGGAGCUCCUUUGCCUUUUGUGUGAGGAAUCAUACUGGUGAUUUGGUAUUUGCUAGAGCUAAGGAAAUGGAGGAUGCAACAAAUACUGAAUCUGAAGCCAUGGCACUACUUGAAGCUGCUAAAUACUGCUUAUCUCAACAUGUUUACUCAUUCAUUAUGGAGACUGACUCAAUUUUAAUGAAGAACAUAUUGGAUAGGCAGUGGAAGCCUCCUUGGAAUAUAGCAUUGGUUGUUGAAAAAUUGCUAGAAAUUAUAGACAAUGCUAAUGUACAGGUUCUGCAUAUUAUGAGAGAGGGUAACCAAUUAGCUGAUCACUUGGCUAAUAUUGCACUUGACCAUGCCGAGGAUAUCGGUGUUUUUACUGAUAAUUUGACAAUGAGUAGGAGGAGCGCGGAUUCUCUUAAUGAGGGGCAAAAUGGGAAAUAUGAACCUGAUGGUUGGACUAUCAAGACUGUUUUUCAUGAUCAGGGGCAAAAUGGGAAAUAUGGUUUUAUGACAAGUGUGGCUUUAUUUUUCUGGUUUUCUUGGCAUCACUCAUCAAACCCUUCCUUUAACAACUUGCUGCAUAUCCUUAGUUGCAUACUAAGAGACCAUGAAGGGAGUAUCAUUGCUGCUUACUCUAUUCCACUUGGAGAGGGUACCAAUAACUUGGCUAAACUGGAAGCUGCUAGGGCCAAAGAUCACAAGCUCAAAGGCUACAGAUGUGCAGUUCUCUUGAAGAACUGCAGUCCUGGCUUUACUGAUCUUGUUUUCUGCAGUUGCAGGCUAAAAAUGAUGUUGGUCUGGCAUAAAGCUGAUCAUAACUUACUCCCUAUUGAUUCUAAUUUCUUGGAAAAUGAUAUGGGAAAUCCUAAUCAUUUAGGAAAUCUUGCCAGAUAUGCUAAGGCUGAUUGGGGCAGAUUUUCAGAGAUUUUCCAAGAUUUUCAAAGAUUAGUUCACAUAGCAAGAGUUUCACAUAGCUGGUUGUGCAAAGUGGCUUUGAAAGUGGUGAUGAUCACAUUAGAGUAUGUGGUUUAUGGUGUAUGGUUAGAAAUACCUGGAAAACACAGUGUCUUUGAAAGGAAGGCCAACAAAAAACACAUGAAGGAACAGGAAGCAGCAGCAUAUAUGCAGCAGUGGUACACUGGCAAGGAAAGUGCAAGCUUAGCAUGA